GGUCUGUCAUUAGCUCGAGCUUCACACAGCUUUGAAGAUGGCCAGCAGCGACAGCACAGCGCCCGCCGAGCCUGAUAAUAAACAACAGCCUAGCGACUCUUACGAUAAAAAGUGUAUUUUCUGUAAAAUAGUGAACAGGGAGAUGGACACUGAGCUCUUACACAGCGAUGAAGAAAUAUCAUGUUUUAGAGACAUAAAACCUGGAGCUCCCCAUCACUAUCUUGUUGUUCCUACAAAACAUGUAGGGAACUGUAAAUCGCUCAACAAGGAACAUAUUCCAUUAGUGGAGAAAUUGAUGGAAACGGGAAAGACUAUUCUUCAGAAGAACAAUGUCACAGAUUUAAAUGAUGUCAGGUUUGGCUUCCACUGGCCUCCGUUUCACUCUGUUGUACAUCUGCACCUUCAUGUGCUGGCACCUGCCAGUCAGAUGGGCUUCAUGGCUCGCUUGAUCUUCCGCCCGGACUCCUACUGGUUCAUUACGGCUGACCAGUUACUCCAAAGACUGAACUCAAUGGAUUAGGAGGAGUAAGAAGGAUCGCAUUGCACUGGAACUUUUUUGGAACUCUAAGUGGACAUGCUCUGUGGACUAAAGGUGAUGCGCAAGUGCCUCUGGAUUCUAAUGCUUAUUUAGGCAUGUCUUGCAUGCUAGACAGCUUGAUUCAGACAAACUGAGUAAUCUUGCAGCUACAUUUUAUUUUAAUUUAGAAGCAGAACUUGAGUUGCAUAAUUUUGAACAUUAAAGAUAACUGCUUUAUUUUGUUUGGUGAAAACAUAAGAAAAAUUCCUUGAUUGCACUUUCUAACCUGUUAUUUUAAUUUAACUAAUUGCCAAGUCUACUGAUACAUUAGAUACACUGAAUGUAUCUGACACGGGCUUACUUACACAGGAAAUGCUCAUAUACAAAACAGGAUUUUCAUUCCAAUUAAAAUAAACUUAAUCUAAUUAACAUUAGAUGUAAAUUGAAAAUGAAACCCUGUCACAAAUAAAAAAAAAUGGCAGUAAUUUCA
Molecule: messenger RNA, 1007 nt
Organism: Astyanax mexicanus (Mexican tetra)
Lineage: Eukaryota; Metazoa; Chordata; Actinopteri; Characiformes; Acestrorhamphidae
Gene: hint3
Product: histidine triad nucleotide binding protein 3
Exons: 5
Coding region: 38-520 (160 amino acids)
Molecular function (GO): catalytic activity
Source: RefSeq, a predicted model, not a curated record